Panthera uncia (snow leopard) is the source of this 7444-nucleotide messenger RNA. It is a transcript of the gene NBAS, whose product is annotated as NBAS subunit of NRZ tethering complex. The transcript is spliced from 53 exons. NCBI's taxonomy places the organism in Eukaryota, Metazoa, Chordata, Mammalia, Carnivora, Felidae. Bases 78 to 7298 code for a protein of 2406 amino acids. Gene Ontology annotation, cellular component: endoplasmic reticulum membrane; Dsl1/NZR complex. Gene Ontology annotation, biological process: retrograde vesicle-mediated transport, Golgi to endoplasmic reticulum. Gene Ontology annotation, molecular function: SNARE binding. The record is from RefSeq and is a predicted model, not a curated record.
CAGCCGCGGUGCAGGAAGCUUGUCCUUGGCGGGAUGCCGUAGUGGCCCUGGCCCGGUGGCUCAGUUGCCCCGCGAACAUGGCGGCCUCCGAGUCAGCGCCGGCGGUGAAUCCAGGCACCGCGGAGGCUGAGGAGGAGACGAUUCUCUAUGACUUGUUGGUCAACACCGAGUGGCCCUCGGAGACAGAAGUGCAGUCUAGAGGCAACAGAAAACAUGGUGCAUACUUUAUCAUCACCAAAGCAAUUAGAGGAAUAACAGAAUUGCAAUUCAGGGCAUGCAAGUUACAGCAAAACUACAGCCAAGUUCAACAGAGGAGGGGAACGUUAUUUUCUGGAGGAGGAAGAAGUUAUCGUUUAUUAUUUUUACGCCAAUACAUCUGGUACAGCCCUGUGCCUUUUUUGCUCCCUGAUGGACUGGUUCGCUUGGUUAAUAAACAGAUACAUUGGCAUUUGGUACUUGCAAGCAAUGGAAAAAUUUUGGCUGCUGUUCAAGAUCAGUGUGUGGAGAUCAGGUCCGCAAAAGAUGAUUUUACAUCCAUUAUUGGGAAAUGUCAAGUUCCAAAAGACCCAAAACCCCAGUGGAGACGUGUAGCGUGGAGUUACGAUUGUACCCUGCUGGCCUACGCUGAAAGUACGGGAACCGUGAGGGUGUUUGAUCUCAUGGGAAGCGAACUCUUUGUUAUUACCCCGGCAUCCAGUUUAGCAGGUGAUUUGAGCUGUGCCAUUGCUGGGUUGAUAUUUUUAGAAUAUAAAGCCAGUGCACAGUGGUCUGCAGAACUCCUGGUCAUCAAUUACCGAGGAGAACUUAAAAGUUACCUCGUAAGUGUUGGAACAAAUCAGAGCUAUCAAGAGAGUCACUGUUUCAGCUUCAGUAGUCAUUAUCCUCACGGAAUCAACACAGCUAUUUACCAUCCUGGUCACAGACUUUUACUGGUUGGUGGAUGCGAAACUGCUGAAGUGGGCAUAUCCAAAGCGUCUAGCUAUGGCCUAUCUGCCUGGAGAGUUCUUUCAGGAUCGCCUUAUUAUAAGCAGGUUACUAAUGGUGGAGACAGGGUCACUGCAGUACCGAAGACCCUGGGAUUGUUAAGGAUGUUAAGUGUCAAGUUUUAUAGUCGCCCAGGACAAGAACAGGAUGGGAUCUUUAAGAUGAGCCUCUCUCCAGAUGGGACCCUCCUUGCUGCCAUUCAUUUCUCAGGGAAACUAAGCAUCUGGGCCAUUCCGUCUCUGAAGCAGCAAGGGGAAUGGAAUCAAAAUGAGCAGCCAGGCUAUGACGACCUUAAUCCUGACUGGAGGCUCUCUCCUGAGAAGAGAAAAAAAAUCAAAGAUAAAGAGUCCCUUUACCCACUGAUUGAUGUAAAUUGGUGGGCAGCCAGUGCAGUGACUUUGGCUCGCUGUUCUGGUGCUUUGACGGUUUCGUCGGUGAAAACUUUGAAGAAUUUACUGGGAAAAUCCUGUGAGUGGUUUGAACCAUCACCUCAAGUCACUGCUACCCAUGAUGGAGGAUUUUUAAGUUUGGAGUGUGAGAUUAAACUUGCUCCCAAACGAUCUCGUUUGGAGACUAGGGGUGGAGACGAAGAUGAAGGUGAAGAGGAUUCGGAUUCCGAUCAGGAAAUAUCCGCGAAGGCUCGCUACUUCGGCUACAUAAAGCAGGGCCUGUACCUGGUGACGGAGAUGGAGCGAUUUGCGCCUCCGCGGAAACGCCCGCGAACCAUUACUAAAAACUACCGCCUCGUGAGUUUGCGCUCCACGACUCCAGAAGAGCUUUAUCAGAGAAAGAUUGAAAGUGAAGAAUAUGAGGAAGCCUUGUCUCUGGCUCAGACGUACGGCCUGGACACUGACCUAGUGUAUCAGAGACAGUGGAGGAAGUCCGCGGUCAACAUUGCUUCCAUUCAGAGUUACUUGAGUAAAAUAAAGAAACGAUCUUGGGUUCUUCAUGAGUGUUUGGAAAGGGUUCCCGAAAAUGUGGACGCUGCAAAGGAACUGCUUCAGUAUGGAUUGAAAGGCACAGACCUGGAGGCCCUGGUGGCGAUAGGGAAAGGAGCAGAUGAUGGCAGAUUUACAUUACCUGGUGAAGUAGACAUUGACAAUCUCCCCUAUGAAGAGCUUUCACCACCUGAUGAAGAGUCUGCCAAGAAUAAGAAGGAGAAGGAGAUGAAGAGGAGACAGGAACUACUUAAAUUAGUAAACUUUUCGAAGUUAACACUGGAGCAAAAGGAACUUUGCCGUUGUCGGCUGAAAUUAUUAACCUACUUAGAUCGGCUUGCAACAUACGAGGAAAUCCUGGGAGUACCUCAUGCAUCUGAACAGAGAUAUGAUGCUGAAUUCUUUAAGAAGUUCAGGAAUCAGAAUAUUGUUCUCUCAGCAAGAACUUAUGCUCGGGAAAGUAAUGUACAAGCCCUAGAAAUUCUGUUCACUUAUCAUGGAUCAGACCUGCUUCCUCAUCGCCUCGCGAUUCUCUCCAACUUCCCAGAGACCACUUCUCCACAUGAAUAUUCUGUCUUGCUGCCUGAAGCUUGUUAUAACGGAGACUCCUUGGUGCUCAUUCCCUGGCGUGAACACAAACACCGGGACAAAGAUUGGUGUGAGGAGCCGGAGUGCAGAAUGGUGGUCGAGCCGCGUCUGCAAGAUGAAAGUGAAUUCUUGUAUGCCGCACAGCCUGAGUUGCUGAGGUACAGGACGCCGCCGCUCACGGUAGAGAAGGUUGUGGACUGGUAUCAGACAAGAGCAGAGGAAAUAGAGCAUUAUGCUCGGCAGGUCGACUGUGCAUUGUCACUCAUUCGACUCGGAAUGGAGCGGAACAUUCCCGGUUUGCUGGUUCUCUGUGAUAAUUUGGUUACCCUGGAAGCCUUGGUUUAUGAAGCCGGGUGCGAUUUAACCCUAACCUUGAAAGAACUCCAGCAGAUGAAAGACAUUGAAAAACUAAGAUUGCUGAUGAGUAGUUGUUCUGAGGACAAGUAUGUGACAAGUGCCUACCAGUGGAUGGUUCCCUUCCUUCAUCGUUGUGAGAAACAGUCUCCUGGUGUGGCUAAUGAGCUAUUAAAAGAAUAUUUAGUAACUUUGGCUAAAGGGGACUUAAAAUUUCCCCUGAAGAUAUUUCAGCAGUCCAAACCAGAUCUGCAGCAAAAAAUUAUUCCGGAUCAGAACCAACUGAUGGCAGUCGCUCUAGAGUGUAUCUACAACUGUGAACGAAAUGACCAGCUGUCCCUUUGUUAUGACAUAUUAGAAUGUCUUCCACAAAGAGGAUACGGUCCUAAAACCGAGGCAACCGCAGCUCUUCAUGAUAUGGUAGACCAACUGGAACAAAUUCUCAGUGUGUCAGAGCUUUUGGAGAAACACGGACUUGAGAAACCGAUUUCGUUUGUUAAGAACACUCAGUCUAGUUCAGAAGAGGCACGUGCGCUGAUGGUCAGAUUGACCAGGCAUACUGGUCGGAAGCAGCCUCCGGUCAGUGAGUCUCAUUGGAGAAUGUUGUUGCAGGACAUGUUAACUAUGCAGCAGAAUGUUUACACCUGCCUGGAUUCUGAUGCUUGCUAUGAGAUAUUUACAGAAAGCCUUUUGUGUUCCAGUCGCCUUGAAAACAUCCACUUAGCUGGUCACAUGAUGCACUGCAGUGCUUGUUCGGUAAAUCCGCCAGCUAGCGCGGCCCGUAAAGGAAAGACCCAGUGCAGGGUCAGUUAUGAAAGGAGUAUUGACUUGGUUUUGGCUGCCAGCAGAGAGUACUUUAACGCUUCUACCAGCCUCACUGAUAGCUGCAUGGAUCUGGCCAGGUGCUGCUUACAGCUGAUAACAGAUAGACCUGUGGCCAUUCAAGAGGAGCUCGAUCUUAUCCAAGCCCUUGGAUGUCUUGAAGAAUUUGGGGUAAAGAUCCUGCCUUUGCAAGUGCGACUGUGCUCUGAUCGGAUCGGCCUCAUCAAGCAGUGUAUCUGCCAAUCCCCCACGUGCUACAGACAGUCCGCCAAGCUUCUGGGCCUUGCUGACUUGCUGAGGGUAGCAGGUGAAGACCCAGAAGAAAGGCGUGGACAGGUUCUGAUCCUUCUAGUGGAACAGGCACUUCGUUUCCAUGACUACAAAGCAGCCAAUGUGCAUUGUCAGGAGCUGAUGGCCACAGGUUAUUCUAAGAGUUGGGAUGUUUGUAGCCAGUUAGGACAAUCAGAAAAUUACCAGGACUUGGCCACGCGUCAGGAGCUCAUGGCUUUUGCUUUGACACAUUGCCCUCCUGGCAGCAUUGAACUUCUUCUGGCAGCGAGCAGCAAUCUGCAGACAGAAAUUCUUUAUCAAAAAGUGAAUGUCCAGAUCCAUCCAGAAGGAGGAGAGAGUAUCAGUGUUUCACCGUUAAUUAGUAAAGCGCUUCACGAGGGUGAAGCCAGCAUUCCUGGCAGCAACACAGACCUGUUCCACUGGGGCACCGCGGCCACCAUGAAAGUCCUGUCCAGCACCACGACCACCACCAAGGCCGUGCUGCAGGCCGUGAGUGAUGGGCAGUGGUGGAAGAAGUCUUUAACUUACCUUCGGCCACUUCAAGGGCGAGAGUUUGGCGGUGCUUAUCAAACGGGAACCAUAGCCAAUGAAGGGCUAGAAAGACAAGGGUACCAUCCUUUUUAUGAAUCUGUCCUCUCCGAUCCCUUUGUCACAGAGUCUGCAGUGACCUGUGACCCGUAUCAGCACGUUCCAGUAGAAAGCUUUGCAGAAGUAUUGCUAAGAACUGGAAAACUGGCUGAGACGAAAACUGAAGGGGAGGAGGUAUUUCCAACAACAGAAGUUCUCCUGCAGCUGGCAAGUGAUGCUUUACCAAGUGACAUGACCUUGGCUCUGGCGUACCUCCUGGCCUUACCACAGGUGUUAGAUGCUAACAAGUGCUUUGAAAAGCAGGCCCACUCUGCUUUAUCUCUCCAGCUGGCAGCAUAUUACUAUAGCCUCCAGAUCUAUGCCCGACUGGCUCCAUGUUUCAGGGACAAGUGCCAUCCUCUUUACAGGGCUGAUCCCAAGGAGCUCAUCAAGAUGGUCACCAGGCAUGUGACUCGAUAUGGACACGACGCCUGGCCAGAGGACCUGGUUUCACUGACCAAGCAGUUACACUACUACAACGAACGGCUCCUGGAUUUCACGCAGGCCCAGAUCCUUCAGGGCCUCCGGAAGGGUGUGGAUGUACAGCGGUUUACGGCAGAUGACCAGUAUAAAAGGGAAACUAUCCUUGGUUUGGCAGAAACACUUGAGGAGAACGUCUACAGCAUUGCCCUUUCUCUGGCACAGCGUUACAGUGUCUCCCGCUGGGAAGUUCUCAUGACGCAUUUGGAGUUCCUGUUCACGGACAGCGGUUUGUCCACAGUAGAAAUUGAAAAUCGAGCCCAAGCCCUUCAUCUCUUUGAGACUUUGAAGACUGAUCCUGAAGCCUUUCACAAGCACAUGGUCAAGUAUAUUUACCCCGCUAUAGGUGGCUUUGAUCACGAAAGGUUGCUAUAUUAUUUCUCUCUUCUGGAAAGCUGUGGCUGUGCAGAUUUGGGGCAAUAUGCCAUUAAGCCAGAAACGCACAUUCGGCUGCUGAAGAAAUUUAAGGUCGUUGCUGCAGGUCUUAAUUACAAAAAGCUGACCGAUGACAGCACGAAUCCUCUUGAAGCCCUGGAGCCAGUUCUUUCAAGUCAAAAUAUCUUAUCUAUUUCCAAACUUGUUCCCAAAAUCCCCGCAAAGGAUGGACACAUGCUUUCCCCGAGCUCUCUGUACGCCAUCUGGCUGCAGAAGCUGUUCUGGACUGGAGACCCGCACCUCAUUAAACAAGUCCCGGGGUCCUCACCCGAGUGGCUCCGCGCCUAUGAUGUCUGCGUGAAGUACUUUGAUCGCCUCCACCCGGGCGACCUCCUCACGGUGGUGGAUGCCAUUACAUUUUCUCCGAAAGCUGUGACCAAGCUGUCCGUGGAAGCACGCAAAGAGAUGACUAGAAAGGCUGUCCAGGCAGUCCAGCAUUUUAUUGAAAAGCCGCGGAAAAGAAGUUCAGAAGAUGACAUUCAAGAAGCUAGUGACUCUAAAAUCACCUAUGCGGAUGCCCGGGGCCAUCUGGAGAAAUCUCUUGCUCACCUGGAAACCCUCAACCACAGCUUCCUUGUUUCUCUGAGGAAUAGUGAGCAGGAAGUGCUGCAGAAAUACAGUCGCCUGUAUGAUCUGUCCCGAUCAGAAAAGGGGAAAGUUCACGAUCAAGCUGUGGCCAUGUGUCUAGAUGGCCUGCCUCUGAGAAUGAUCCAGAAGCUGCUGCAGGUGGCCGUGGGCCCUCUCGACAUCUCGCCCAAGGACGUAGUACAGAAUGCAGUGAGGAGAAUAGUUUCUGCCCUGAGUGGAGACAGCGCUGAGCUUGGUGGGCCCAGGGACCCCCUCCAGGUCCUGGAAGGUGUUGUCGCAGCCGUCCAUGCCAGCGUGGACAAGGGGGAAGACCUGGUUUCCUCUGAGGACCUGCUGGUGUGGCUGCGGCCUUUCUGUGCUGACGACACCUGGCCCGUGAGGCCCCGCAUUCAGGUGCUGCAGAUUUUGGGACAGUCAUUUAACCUGAGUGAGGAGGAUGGCAAGCUCCUUGUGUUCUUUCGAACGGAAGCCAUUCUCAAAGCCGCUUGGCCCCAGAGACAGGUGGACAUAGCUGACGUCGAGAAUGAAGAAAACCGCUAUUCUCUCUUCGUGGAGCUCCUGGAAUGUAGCCACCAGGAGGUCGAAUUUCAGCACUUGGUUUUGCUCCUGCAAGCUUGGCCGCCUAUGAAACACGACCACGUGUCCAGCAUAACCAGCAAUCCGUGGGUGAGACUGGCAACAGCCAUGCUGACCAGGUGCACAUCGGAGAACAAGGACGGACUGGGGAAUGAGGUUUUGAGAAUGUGCCGCUCUUUAUAUGACACCAAGCAGAUGCUCCCCGCAGAGGGUGUGAGGGCGCUGAGCUCAUUGCUGCUCAGCCAGUCCCUGCCGCUCCCAGCCCUGAAGCUUCUCCUCGAGAGCCAGGACGACGGCCUUCACGCCAUGGCGCUGGAGCACAUCACCGCCUUCGUCCAGGUGAAUGACUCCAACUGUGACCAAGAACUUCUUUCCCUGCUCCUGGACGCCAGGCUGCUGGCCAAGUGCAUCUCUACUCCCUUCUACCCGCGAAUCAUCGAGCACCUCUUGGCCAGCCCGCAGCAGGGGCCCUGGGAUGCGGAGGGGCUGGCCAGACACCUGCGAGAGGCCGGCCACGGAGCCGAAGCUGGGUCGCUCCUUCUGGCCGUGCGGGGGACGCACCGGGCCUUGCGAACCUUCAACGCGGCGCUCAGCGCGGGAGAGCACUGGGUGUGAGUCUGGUCCGGGCCUGCGUGGUCGAGGUUUCUCAGCCACCCGGUGGGAAGGAACCCCAAAGCCAAAUGCUGUUCCAUGGGCCACGUGUCCACCUGCUGAUCAUUCUCAGUGGUUCCAAAAAUGCAAAUAAAGCUGUAUAUAAGUGA